Molecule: messenger RNA, 1137 nt
Organism: Fusarium keratoplasticum
Lineage: Eukaryota; Fungi; Ascomycota; Sordariomycetes; Hypocreales; Nectriaceae
Product: ADH-zinc-N domain-containing protein
Exons: 1
Coding region: 1-1137 (378 amino acids)
Cellular component (GO): mitochondrion
Molecular function (GO): oxidoreductase activity
Source: RefSeq, a predicted model, not a curated record
AUGGGCUCUUACUCUCCUACCAACCGAGCUCUCUGGCUCUCCAGCUUUGAUGAGCCCCCAACACUCAUCGACCUACCCAUCCCAGACGCAACAGCAGGCACAGUCGUGGUUCGCAUCCUCGCAGCUCCAAUUGUCCCCUACACACAGCUCGUCCACUCCGGAAAGCUCCCUCAACUCAAUCUCUCCCUUCCUCUUGUCCCUAAUCCCAAUGCCGUCGGUCGCGUACACGCCGUUGGACCCGAUGCUGUCCGUCUAAAGCCCGGCGACCUUGUAUACGUGGAUGCCACUAUCCGUGGGCGUGAUGACCCUGAUGUCAUGAUCAUGAUGGGCCAUCAUGGCGGCGAAGGGGAGGAAGGAAAGAAGCUCAUGCAAGGCGAAUGGCGUGACGGUUCACUACAGCAAUACCAGCGAGCACCACUCGAAAACGUCUACAAGCUAGACGAGCAAAAGCUACUCAAGCGAUGGGGCUAUUCACCCGCCAUUCUCCAAAGCAUUGCGCACUACAGCGUUGCGGGCGGAGCCAUCAUUGAGGCAGCAGACGUUAAAGUGGCAGAGACAGUCAUCAUCGGUCCAUCUGGCGGCUCAUUCGGUGGUCUCGCUGUAGAAGUCGCCCUCACAUUGGGCGCAAACGUUAUUGCCCUCGGCCGCUCAGAGGACAAGCUCAUAGCCAUGAAGGAAAAGCUCAACAACCCACGGUUCAGCUACGUUGUCAUGACAGGCGACAACGAAGUCGACACAGCCGCCAUCCUCGCGCAGACACCAAACGGCGCGGGAGCAGAUGUAGUCAAUGACUGGACUCCAGGAGCUCUCAGAACAGCUCCCUUCCUCACAGCCGCGGCAGGCGCUCUCAAGAGAAAAGGCAGAGUCGUUCUCAGUGGCGGCACACCAGGGCAUCUCGAGAUCCCUUACCACGUCAUUGUCCAUAAGGACCUUCAGAUCAUGGGGAAGUGGAUGUGCGAGAAAUCGACACUCAACAAACUCAUCAACAUGAUGGAGAGUGGAAACCUCAAGGUCGGCGUCGAGAGUGGCACUGAGGUGACCAUCUUCAGCCUAGAGCAGCAUGAAGAGGCCAUUGAGCACGCAGCCAAGAAUGGCGCCUGGAGAAACUACACCGUUAUUGCUCCCAAUGACGAGUAG